AUGUCUACAUCACCUUCAGUUCAGGUGAUCCCUGUUGUUGCUAAUGGUUCACUACCAACUACUGGUGGCUUGCAAACAUCACCACCAGACACUACGACUAUUGUAAAGAAUAAGCCAGAUGUUGUUGUUGAACACUCCUCAGCAGCUACACCAACACUAUCAUCAUCAUCAUCAUCAUCUUCACCACCAGCCUCAACUACAGCCUCGUCAUCAUCACCUCUCUCAUCAAUCACACCAUCCACCUCUGGAUCAUUCUCAUCACGCAUCACCACCGUAUACAUCGAAGAGAUACAGGCCAGGAACAUCAAUGAGAAGGACUUGUUUGUCAAGUUCAAGGUGGACAGGAAGAAGUUCAAAACCAGGACUCAAAAGAGAACCAGCAGUCCACUUUGGAAUGAAAAGUAUACAUUAUCAACGCCCAGUAAAGUGGAUGAGAUACAGUUCACCCUUUACAGCCAGAAUCUACUAGGCAAUAACAUUAAGGUUGGCACUGUCAAGUAUUCACUACAUGGCAAGAAUGGUGCAUCCACCACCACUACAGAUAUAAACAAGCAACAACAGUCAGCUGAUACAACAGAGAUAUCAUCAUCAACCAGUUCCUUCACCUCAAGCAGCUCUACUACAUUUAUGACAGUGUCGUCAGAUACAGUAUCAGAGUCAAGUACACCCAUUGUGGAGAGCAUCAAUAUCAAUCAUUGGUUGCCCUUGGAGCGUCGCAUUGGGCCAUCACCUGCUGCACCGCCAGAACUCAAAGUGCGCAUGGUGGUCAAGAUCCGUGAUAUCUCAUUGCUCAAUGAUACAGACACUAACAGCUCCACAUCGGUUGAUGACCACCCGACACAAUUGGUGCCUCCAUCACGCUACCAUCAUCACCACAGUCGACACAACCAUGACGGUUCCAUCAAGGACCCCAAAGAGAUGUCUUUGAUUGGCAAGGGUGGCAGCCACAUCAAGAAACUGACCAAGCGCAUCACAUCAAAGAUUGACAAGGGAGGCAACUCCAGCUCACAUGCUGGUGAGCAAAGAAAGAACGACGAGCGAAUGGCAAUCAUUGAGGAGCAAGUGGCAAAGGAGCGUGUCAAAGAGCUGGAAAAGGAGGCAAUCGACAAAGAGAAGGAGAGGGCACGCGAGAAGCUUAGACAGCGAGAAGAUGAGGAGCUACAGAAACAGCUGGAGAAGGAGCGCCAGGAAGAGAGGAGGAAGGCCAAAGAGGCAAAGAUGCGAAAGGAGAGAGAGAAGCGCAUGCGACCAACACGACCGAUCGAUUACUUCUUUGUGGUUGGCUGCUCAUCCAAGUUGGAGCCAAUCGAUCAAAGAUAUGAUAUGUCCUCAAAGCUUACAGACCCCAUGGAGAUAUGCUACAAGGGUGAGCUGCUCGACACAUAUCCUCCCAAGGAUGAGGAGAUACUUCCCUCACAUAUAUGGAUGUAUUGCUUCCCCAAGGGUGUAUCAUUAUCUACUGAGGAGCUUCCUCCAUCAUUCUUCCCAUUCGUCCUCACCAACGAAGUUGGUACAAGAUUCUACGGCUCGUGCUUGAUGUUCUAUGAACCAUUGUCUGAGGAGCUGUCAACAGAAGUGAAGAAGAGAAGACAUGCCUAUCAGAGUGCACAACAACAGUCCACUCCAGACAAUUCAUCAGACAAUGAGGAUGAUGAAGCAACGGCGGGCAGCAAUGACAGGUCCAAACGCGCGUCCACCCCAUUGCCCAGUGCAGGACAACAACCAUUGUCCACACCAACAUCCCCAGUACAACUAUCGAGCAACAACACAACCAGUCCUCAAUCAUCAAGUGCUGUACCCACAGGACUGGUGCCAUCACAACAGCAGAUGUACACCCCAAAGUGCAUAUGCUUCCUGUCACACUAUCCAUUCUACAGCUUCUUCAGAGUCUGUCUGAAUGACCUCUAUCAAAAGGUGUUUUUCAUGUCGGCGCCACUGCCCAUUGAACGAUACAUCCUCAACAUGGUUCACGACGUUCCAUUGCCCGUGCAAGGCGUCAGCACUGUCAACUACACUAUCAACAAGACAGUAAUAAGCUUGAAAAGACCGCCCGAGUGUCUUUUACCAAUGUCCGACCUACCAUUCUCCCUUCUAUUCAAAUGUCUUGACAUCAAGAAUGUACUGAUGCUUCUCAAGUGCAUACUACUUGAAGAGAAGAUUGUAUUCAUAUCGACACACUACUCUCUGUUGACAUAUGUAGCAGAGAUAUUCUCAGCACUUCUCCAUCCAUUCGUUUGGCCCCAUGUAUAUGUUCCAGUUCUUCCAGAACUAUUAUUGGAGUACGUCUAUUCCCCAUUCCCAUUUAUCAUGGGCGUCCACAAGUCAAUGAGCAACUAUAUAUUGAACGAGGAGAACCUUCUAAGCGAGAUUGUCAUUGCUGACUUGGACAACAACAUGGUACUCAUACCUCAGGGUCAGGACAGACUACAUCAGGCCAGUCUACCAGAGCGAGAGACCGCUCAGCUCACCUAUCAACUGCGAAAGGUGACCCAAUUCGAAUUGCAAUGUUCAGACAUGCCAAACUAUGACCUCAAUUCAAUGUCACCGAUUCAGUCCUCAAUCAACACUGACCUUGGUGGAGGAGGAAGCAGCAGCAGCAACAACAACCGUCGAUUCACAAACAACCAUCACAAUCAACAUCAUCGACAUCAUUACAACCCUGCGCCAACCCCUCCCGCAUCCACUAUAGUAGACGAGCACAUACGACUAUCCUUCCUACAGUUCUUCUGUUCAAUCAUGGUGGACUAUCGCUCGCAUCUCAAAUAUCUGCGCGUAUUCCCAAAGCCCAUCACCUUGUUCAACAAACUACAGUUCGUUAGGACACGUGCCACCUCAGCCAGUGAACUAUUCUACACGUCAUUUGUGGAGACACAAUCGUUUAGCUACUUCCUGGAUCAACAUUCUUGGCCAAAGAAGAACGUCUUUGACUACCUGAUCGAGACACAACGAUUCAAGAGGCCUGUUGAGGAGUUGUGUGUUCUCAACAACACAGCCAUCCCACAGGCACUGGGCGUUCAAGAACCUGCCAAGUAUUCUGUGGUCAAUGCCCCUGCCCCCUCAUCAUUGCGCACAGCACCCACCACCAUACGAGAGUAUAGUCGAUUCCCUCCAUUGAAGGCUGAUCUGAUGGUGACCACGAGCUCUUCAUCGGGUGGUCAGGAUCAUGUUGUCUCGACUGCAUCACUAGUAUCAAUGGACAUCUACAGCACGUCGAUAGCAAUGGCAGAGAGCGGUCCUGCCAAUCCAAGCGAUGACACACUACUUCCACUGGCCAUUGUCGAGGAGCAACACAAGUCAUUCGAUACCAUUAUUCAACAAUUCCUCUCAAAGAUCUCUGGUGAUGUGCCACCAGAGUCAUCUGACACUCAGCAGUUGCUUGAGCUGCUUAAGUUUGAGUCUGGUCGUCAACUAUUUGGAUACCUACUGCUCAAGCACCAGCGCAACAAUGCCGAUGAGAAUGUCCCCAGCAAGGCUCGACUCAGCGAUGCAAUGUUCUAUUGUUUGGGUGACAUGCUCAAGGCAGCAUUGCGUGAAGCCAACCUCCACUCGGACUUUGCCUCUACACGAAUGUUCCUCGAGGCAUCGUUCAUUUAUCAUCGCAUCCAAAAGGUGUCCAACGAGCAUGUCAGUGAGCGACUGAGGAAUCAAGACAUCUGGCAGAACUAUAAGUUCUGGGAGCAGUUCUUCUACGAUUCGAUCGAGCAACGUUGUCGUAUGCUCUAUGGAAACAUCAUUCGAGAGAUGCUCAAGUGGCACAGCUAUGCAGGCGACAAACAGGACAAGAUCAAGAACGACGAGCGUGAGAUGGAGUUCUCUCUGCUCUCCAAGCUGGCCUACUACAUGAUUCAUUUGGGCACCCAACCAGACCUGAUGAGACGAUUCGUCAACAAGAUGUGCUCCACCAUCAACUUUGACAAUGAUCGAACAGAGAUCAUGAUGCAGGUCGUCUCCAACAUCACCAGAGCACGUGAGAUGUACGACAUGGACAACUUGGAGAACGACAGUACCAGUGUGACGAUGGACGGCAACAAGCACGUCGACAAGGAUCUCCACCAAUUUACAAAGGACACAUACAUCUCGAUCGGUGGCAGGAACUCUACAAAGGCCAACGAGGGUCGCGAGCUUCUCACUCAUCUGAUCGAUGAGAAAUCCAACAACAUUGUUGCCCUCCGCAGUUUGAGUCGAAUCAUGAACCUGAAGAGUGCAUGGGCCGAGAAGCGAUCCAAGACCAGCGCCAAGAUCGACUAUCGAGACAUCUCAGAGAACAGAGGAGACUAUGUGGUCAAGACAUUCAAUGGACACACUGAAGGUGUUCUCUGUUUGGCAUUGACAGCACAGGGACACAGAGAGAAUAACGUAUUGGUCACUGGCAGUGCCGACUCCACACUACGCGUGUGGGAUGUCACCUCAACAAACUGUCUUGGCAUACUGGAGGACCAUGGAGGUUGGGUGAACUGCGUGGAACUUGUAUCUGACUCCAAGAUAUUCAGUGCAUCCUAUGACAAGACAUUGAAGCUCUGGGAUCUGAACAAGUGCACCAAGGUCAAGUCAUUCAGAGGUCAUAAAGGAUCUGUUAGCUGUCUCAAGAACAUUGACAAUCAUCAAACAAUAUCUGGAUCCUAUGACAAUACCUUGUUCAUUUGGGAUGAUAGAUCAACAAAGCCAGCUGGAACACUACUUGGACAUCAACAGCCUAUCAUGAGUGUACUGAGUGAUGGAUACAGGAUCAUCUCUGGCAGCAGAGAUACAAACAUCAGAGUGUGGGACCUGCGCACAAUGACCACAUUUAAGAUCCUCUCGGGACACACUGACUGGGUCAAGUGUCUGCAGUACGACAAUGCCGACGUGCUUCUUAGUGGCUGCUGCGAUGGCAAGGUCAAGGUGUGGUCGCUCGAGAGUGGUGAGUGUCUGAGGACACUUCAAGGACACAGCGGAAGCAUCAACUCACUACUGCACCACAAGAAGGGUGACGUCAACAAGUUUGUCACGGCCUCGGCAGACUCUACGAUUCAGGUCUGGGACUCAAACAAUGGUGUGGAGAGUGCCACGCUUACCGGUCACAAUGACGAGGUGAUGGGAGUAGAGAACUUCAUCAACAACCUUGUAGUGUCUGGUUCAUUCGACGGCACUGUAAAGUUGUGGGACGUUGACACUGGAAAGUCGCACCGAACCAUCCACAAUCACACCAACAGAAUAUCGACGCUAAAGACAUAUGAGUCGAUCAUUGCCACUGCUAGUUGGGACAAGACAGCAAAGGCUUGCAUCUUUGGUCUUGACUUUAGAAUAUGA
Molecule: messenger RNA, 5289 nt
Organism: Acytostelium subglobosum LB1
Lineage: Eukaryota; Evosea; Eumycetozoa; Acytosteliales; Acytosteliaceae
Exons: 6
Coding region: 1-5289 (1762 amino acids)
Biological process (GO): regulation of Rab protein signal transduction
Cellular component (GO): cytoplasmic vesicle
Molecular function (GO): protein binding
Source: RefSeq, a predicted model, not a curated record